Messenger RNA from Hydra vulgaris (swiftwater hydra), 1672 nucleotides. Its product is annotated as adenylosuccinate synthetase. Gene Ontology annotation, molecular function: GTP binding; adenylosuccinate synthase activity. Gene Ontology annotation, biological process: IMP metabolic process; 'de novo' AMP biosynthetic process. The record is from RefSeq and is a predicted model, not a curated record. Gene Ontology annotation, cellular component: cytoplasm. Lineage: Eukaryota; Metazoa; Cnidaria; Hydrozoa; Anthoathecata; Hydridae.
UGACAAUUUUAAAAUUUUUCUUUGAACGGUUUUGAAAAAUCUAAAGCUCGAUCAAGAUAGGAACACACCUCCCCCUCUCCAAAGAAUAUCGAAUACACUCGAGCAUUGUAAUUUCUAAAAAAUGUCAAGCCAGUCACAAAUUAAUGUUGUUCUAGGAUCUCAAUGGGGAGACGAAGGAAAGGGAAAAAUAGUAGAUGUGCUUUCUGGAAAGGCUGAUGUUGUUUGUAGAUGUCAGGGAGGCAGUAAUGCAGGGCAUACAGUAAUUGUUGAGGAGAAGGAAUUCAAAUUUCAGUUGAUUCCGAGUGGAAUCAUCAAUGAGUCUGUGACAGUAAUUAUUGGCAAUGGAGUUGUCCUGCAUGUUCCAACUUUAAUGAAAGAAAUUGAAAACAACACAAUGAAAGGAAUUUUAGGCAUGAAAGAAAGAAUGAAAAUCUCAGAUAGAACACAUUUAGUUUUUGACCAACAUCAGCAAAUAGAUGGUUUUCUAGAAAAUUUAAGGAAUAAAUCAAGUCUUGGUACAACAAAAAGAGGGAUUGGACCAGCAUAUGCUACAAAAGCACUAAGAAAUUCUAUCAGAGUUUCAGACUUAGUUGGUGAUUUUGAAAAGUUUACAAACCUCUUCAAGGAAUUGUCAGCAUAUCAUCAGAGGCUUUUUCAUGAUCUUGAAAUCAAUAUAGAAAGUGAGAUCCAAAAGUAUAAGGAAUAUGCAGAAAUACUUAAACCAAUGGUUGUUGAUACAAUUCCAUUGAUAUAUGAGGAGAUUAAAAAAGGUUCAAAUAUACUUGUGGAAGGAGCAAAUGCGACUAUGCUUGAUAUCGAUUUUGGCACAUACCCAUAUGUAACAUCAUCAAACUGUGGUAUAGGUGGUGCAAUUACUGGGCUUGGUAUACCAGCAAAAGCAAUUAACAAUGUCUAUGGUGUUGUUAAGGCUUACACUACUAGAGUUGGUGGAGGUGUACUUCCAUCUGAAUUGUUUGAUGAGACUGGAGUCCUACUUCAAACAAUCGGUAAUGAAGUUGGAACUAAUACUGGGAGAACAAGGCGAUGUGGUUGGUUGGAUUUAGUGGUUGUUAAGUAUACACACAUGAUAAAUGGAUAUACAGCUUUAGCUUUGACAAAAAUUGAUGUUCUGGACACAUUAAAAGAAAUAAAGAUAGCUAUUGGAUACAAAUUAAAUGGGGUACUUUUACCAUCUUUUCCAGCUAAUCUCAGCAUUCUAGAAAAAGUUGAAGUUGUGUAUGCAACUCUACCAGGCUGGAAUGAAAGUCUAAAAGAUAUUCGCAAGUUUGAGGAUUUGCCAGAAAAUGCUCGAAAAUAUAUUAAAUUUAUUGAAGAUUAUGUCAAUGUACCAGUAAAAUGGGUGAGCGUUGGAAAGUCUCGUGAUGCUACAAUUGAAGUGUUUUAGAAUAAUUUGUGGCAUUACCAAAUAAAUGUCAAAGUCAUCACCUUUGUUGUGCAUUGUUAGUAUAUUAUUGAUUGUGUAUACAAUAGGUCAAAGUUCUAAUAAUCAUGUCUAGCAGAGAAGUGUAUCAAUCAUGUCUAACAGAAGUGGUUCGACAAUAACAUUAGAGUUGUUAAAAUAUCCUUGUUAAACCAAGUUAAGUAAUUAACCAGUUUAAGUCAUAUUUUAAAAAUUUACGUUUUAGCGUUUUUCACAGCAAAAUGCUUUUUA